Messenger RNA from Sclerotinia sclerotiorum 1980 UF-70, 1305 nucleotides. Its product is annotated as aspartyl protease. Bases 1 to 1305 code for a protein of 434 amino acids. The record is from RefSeq and is a predicted model, not a curated record. The transcript has 2 exons. NCBI's taxonomy places the organism in Eukaryota, Fungi, Ascomycota, Leotiomycetes, Helotiales, Sclerotiniaceae. Gene Ontology annotation, biological process: proteolysis. Gene Ontology annotation, molecular function: aspartic-type endopeptidase activity.
AUGCCUUCAAUACUUCAAGCAUUUUAUGCCCUUGCCCUUCUCAACUUAGUACUCGCCGCUCCGCAUCCAGCGCAAAAGCGAAGCUUCAAAGUCGAACGAGUUGCGAAUCCUAAUUAUGUCGGCCGAACACCUGGUGCCGGUACCAGAGCUCUCAUCAAGGCAUACAACAAGCAUUCCAUGACUCUUCCAAGUUCAUUGGUCGAAGCCUUGAACUCUGAUACCAACCCUGCCUUCCCAGAAGGAAACUCCAAAGCCGCAACUGGAAGCACAACCGCCGUAGCCGCGGCGGCAAGUGGUAGCGGAACUGCAGGAACUACUGGUCUUGUCGUUGCUAUGCCAGAGACCGGAGAUACUGAAUAUUUGUCGCAAAUCAAUAUUGGUGGACAAACCAUGACUAUGGACUUCGACAGUGGAUCAUCUGAUCUUUGGGUCUUUAGUACUCAACUUGCAACCGCCUCUCAAUCUGGUCACCAAAACUUUGACCCCUCCAAAUCGAAGAGCUUCAAGAUGAUGCAAGGUGCUACUUGGUCCAUCUCAUAUGGUGACGGAUCCGGAGCUGCUGGUAACGUUGGAACUGACACUGUCAACAUUGGAGGAGCAACUGUCACUGGACAAGCAAUCGAAAUGGCUACCGCCGUCUCCAGAUCAUUCGUCGCUGAUACUCAGUCUAACGGACUUGUCGGACUUGCAUUUUCCAAACUCAACACUGUCAAGCCUGCUCAACAAAAGACCUUCUUCGACAAUGCCAUGUCACAAGGUCUCGCCAUGCCAGUUUUCACUGCCGAUCUCCGCAAAGCCUCUGCUGGAUCCUACGAAUUCGGAAACAUUGAUUCUAGCAAGUUCAACGGAUCGCUCAGCUGGGCCGCUGUCAACACUACUCAAGGAUUCUGGCAAUUUAGCUCCACCAAAUUCACCGUUGGUGGUGGUGCCGCAACUGCUGUACCAAAUGGACAAGCUAUUGCUGACACCGGAACCACUCUUAUGUUGGCCGACCCCAACAUCGUCAAUGGUUACUAUAGCAAGGUUCAAGGUGCUGUCAACGACCAAAGUGUCGGAGGUGUUACAUUCCCUUGCUCAGCCAAAUUGCCAGACUUGGCAGUCGAUGUUGGAGGAAACUAUAUGGCUGUUGUCCGUGGUGAUGAUAUCAACUAUGCACCUGUUGAUAACACUGGUAAAACCUGUUUCGGAGGUCUCCAAGCCACAACCUCCAAUCUCCAAAUUUACGGUGACAUCAUGUUCAAAUCUCAAUUUGUCGUAUUCAACGGGGGCAACAAUACCCUUGGAAUGGCUCCUCAUCAAGGCUAG